This is a messenger RNA of Cydia pomonella (codling moth), 1387 nucleotides long. It is a transcript of the gene rnh1, whose product is annotated as ribonuclease H1. Gene Ontology annotation, molecular function: nucleic acid binding; RNA-DNA hybrid ribonuclease activity; magnesium ion binding. Lineage: Eukaryota; Metazoa; Arthropoda; Insecta; Lepidoptera; Tortricidae. Gene Ontology annotation, biological process: DNA replication, removal of RNA primer. Bases 144 to 1187 code for a protein of 347 amino acids. The record is from RefSeq and is a predicted model, not a curated record. The transcript has 2 exons.
AACCCUCGUUCGUCAGACGUCAAACCAAACCGUUUGACACUUAAGUACGUAGUAUGAAGUUCCGUCUCUUAGAACGUAGUGAUUAUAUGCUCUUUGGAUCCUAACAUCUAUGGAAAAGAUAAUGGAUAAACACAAUUUACCGAAUGUCGGGAAUUUUACGAGAAACGCUAAAGAUCUGCUUAGAUAAUACCAGAACUAGUGAAUACUUCAUCUGCAAGACAUCGAAAAUCGUAAAAAUGCCGUUUUACGCCGUUGCAAGAGGCCGUAGUACAGGUAUUUAUGAUUCCUGGGCUGAUUGCGAAGCAGAAGUUAAAGGUUUCCCUAACGCAAAAUACAAAAAGUUCAACACUGAAUCAGACGCUAAUGAAUUCAUCCGUUCUAAUUCUAACGACAGUGGUAGCUAUGGAAACAAAUUCACUUCCAAUAAUUAUCAAAGCGGCACCAGUAAAAAUCUUAAGAGAUCUUAUGGCACAUCGCCCAAGACCAAUUAUUAUAAGAACAAAAUCUUUUUGCUCGAUCAGACUUUCCCCGAUUCAUCCGAUGACGACCUAGAUACUAAAUUAAAUAAGCAAAUGAACGAUCUAGAGAGACGUAUAAAGAGUUUUUCCAAAGGCAUAGAUAAGGUUUACAAGAAUCCUCCAGCAGCAGGUCCCAGUCCCAAAGUUAAACAAACUAUUUUAACCAAGCCACCACAGCCAAAACAAUGUAAACAUGCUGAAUACGUGAUAGAUAGUGAGGGUUAUGUACAAGUGUAUACAGAUGGUGCUUGCUCGGACAAUGGCAAGCAGGGUGCUCGAGCUGGUCUUGGGGUGUACUGGUCUGACGAACACCCACUCAACAGAAGCCAGCCAGUCUCUGGCCGAGCCACCAAUAACUGUGGUGAAAUUCAAGCAGCAACACUUGCCAUCCAGCUUGCACUCCAAAACGGAAUCAAGAAACUAACUAUUAAUACAGAUUCACAAUUUCUCAUCAAUGCAGUUACCAAAUGGAUGCCUGGUUGGAAAAAAAGAGGAUGGAAAUUACCAUCUGGAAAGGCUGUAAAAAAUGAAAUAGAUUUCAAGGAGCUAGACAGUGUCAUGCACAAACUUGAAAUUAGAUGGAAUUAUGUUAAAGCACACAAUGGAAAACAUGGCAAUGAGAUGGCUGAUAAGUUAGCAAAAGCUGGCGCAGCCAUGUACAAUGAAUGAUUGAGUGUGUUUAGGACUAGUGCUUAGACCAGAAUGAUUGUUACACAUGUUUAGUAAAAUGUCAAGCCAUGGGUUUUUGCCACUAGUUUUAAUUUGUUUCUAAAAGUAACACCUUAUUCAGAACCCAUAAUGAAAUUACCUUUUGUUUGAAAAGAAAACAUUAAAAUUUUGGUUUAUCUAUUAAUUAUAUAAUGAUUUAA